Molecule: messenger RNA, 1236 nt
Organism: Mitosporidium daphniae
Lineage: Eukaryota; Fungi; Microsporidia
Exons: 1
Coding region: 1-1236 (411 amino acids)
Source: RefSeq, a predicted model, not a curated record
AUGGCAUCGUUUUCUAUUGCUUCCUCAAAUGCAUUGCCUCAGGGAACACCGGCGACACUUUCCGGCCAUGACACAUCAACCGACUACAUGUUCAUGGCAGACCAGUUUCUUUUUGACGACCAGUUGGCCUCUUCCUUUUUAAUGCCGGGCAUGUUCGACUCGUUCGAUUGUAAUUUUGACCUAUCCGACCCCAAUUUCAUUUCCAAACUACCGGUGCCAGCAGACAAUGACCCCCCGUCGCUUCAGGAUUGUAUCCGCCCAAUCACAGACACAUCUUCUCUUGAAAUUAACAAAAACCAGUCGCGCCCCGUUGAAUACUUUGAAAACAGCUCAAUCGGAGAAAUGGGCGAUCUCAUUCUACCUCCGAUGAGCUCUGAUUCCGACCUAAAUGGCUAUUUUAGGGAGAAUUGGAAUGGCGCCGAUGCUACCUCCUCUAUGCAAUACCAAUAUCCUUUGUAUAGCCAUUCUACUGGCAACCUUAACAGGGCGUAUAACACACCGGCUUCAUAUGUAAACAUGGGUUCAAAACAAUAUUUUGGACAACCUCAAAUAUUCAGCGGACACCACCCGGUGAUGACGGGAGCACAGGGAGCUGCAGCCACCAUCAAGGUGCCGAUUUCCUCGCACAAGCCCAAUGUUCAAACAGAGAUCAAAAGAACCACACCGCUGAUGCUUCCCUUCCACCACAAAAAUGAUAACCGGAUCAUUCCGGUGCGGAAUUUUUCCGCACAACACCAAGUAGCAGCGGCCGCCGCGUAUUUGGCAUCUUCAGCCUCGUUCCCUCCACCCUCAAACAACGGAGUGUAUUCCCCAAACCACUCGUCCGGAUCGUUUGCCCAGACAUCUCCAUUUCAAAUAACCGUUUCCAUUGGGGACAUCCAAAGCACAAAAAAGGACUUUCUUAAAAGGGCAGAUGAAAUUGAUUAUUCAAAUGUAACUGUGGUCGAACUGAAAAACUUUCUUAGAGAAUUCCAUCAAGCGUCAGGCGGUAAAAAGGCCGAUUUAGUUGAGCGGAUUAGAUAUAUUUGCAAUUAUCUUCGAGGUGAAGAAGUCGCCAUCAGUGCAGCAUCUUCUUCUGUACAGAGCCAAUCGCCGCAAAUGAACGGGGGAUUAUAUUCAACCUCACCGCAGCUGCCAUAUAACAUUGGAAUGGCGUCAUCGCCGCAAUUUUUCUCUAACCCAAUCACAACAUUCUCGCAGCAAGCUGCAAACACAGCACACUCUUACUUUAAUUAG